Molecule: messenger RNA, 1102 nt
Organism: Solanum dulcamara
Lineage: Eukaryota; Viridiplantae; Streptophyta; Magnoliopsida; Solanales; Solanaceae
Exons: 3
Coding region: 224-1102 (292 amino acids)
Source: RefSeq, a predicted model, not a curated record
AUUGAGAAACAAAUAAAAAAUAAUUAAGAAUCUGGGUUUCAUUUAUUACCCAAAUUUAAAGCUUGAAUUUAUUUAUUUUCAAUUAGGGAAUUGUUUUUUUGUGAAAUAGAGAUUGCUGGAGUUUUCAUAUGAGUGAUAGACGUAAAUAUGUAAGUGGAGGCAAUAACAGAUGCACCAGUAACUGAAAAAAAGUUGAGUCCCUUGCACCACCAACUUUACUCUCAUGGAUUCUGACCAAGAGAGUAAAGGAAGACGAGAUUCAGAUGCCACGUCAGAUGAAAGUGAAACAGGAUCUUCUAAAAGUUCAGAAUAUUCCCAUUCCAUCUCGUCUUCCUCAUCAGAAGGUUCUUCAGAUGAUUACAUCCAAGUAGAUCCAAAAACAAUAUUCACCUCUGUCUCAUCAGGUGUAGCAUCUUCGAAAUCUCAUCCCGAUGCAAAACUUCUAUCUCAAGGUGUAACACGUAAUCAAUUGAAAGAAUCCUCGGAAACAUCUACAAGUUCCACCUCACAGGUUUCAGAUGUCACUCAUGAAUCUGAAUUCUUGACGAUAUCACAAUCUCCUUCUAUACAGGUGAUGGAACGGGAGGCAGGUUUUGAUCCCAAUAGAAUUCCCUCAUCAAUUUUUGGGAGUAAGGAUUCAUCCUCUAAGGAAUGGAGCACUGCUUCUACCGAAUCAUUGUUCAGUAUACACACUACUGGAAAUGGUAGUCCUGCAAGGGAUGAUAUUGUGAUGACUGAUGGAGAUUUCAAACAGUCCAGGAAACGAGACAACUAUGCAGAUGUAGACAAAAAUGAAAAAAAUAGUAAGUCUGAGCUAACUAGUUUUAGGCAGACUUUGCCGAUUACAAAAGGAGGAGAAAAUAAGAAAAAGAUCUAUGAGAAAGAAAGGAAAGUAUAUGUUGUAAACAAACCGUCAGCAACAGGAAGUUCAGAUGAAGCAACAAAGAGAAUAGUCCGUUUUAGAGAGGAAAUGAAAUUAGGGGAGAACAUAAAUUGUUCUACUGCCAUUGGCUACCCUGAUGGAAAUGUAUGUUUUAGGGACCCUUGCAGUGUUGUUCGCCUUUCUGAUGGGAAUGGCACGUGUUCUGCCUCUCCAAUGUGA